This is a messenger RNA of Micromonas commoda, 159 nucleotides long. RefSeq lists its product with no specific name. The record is from RefSeq and is a predicted model, not a curated record. The transcript has a single exon. The annotation marks the transcript as partial. Lineage: Eukaryota; Viridiplantae; Chlorophyta; Mamiellophyceae; Mamiellales; Mamiellaceae.
UCCCUUGGCGAACGCCCCGGGGUGCACUCCGUGGACAGCUUCCAGGGCUCCGAGGCGGACGUCGUGGUGCUCAGCGCCGUGCGCGCGAACGAUCGCGGGGCUGUGGGUUUCCUGUCGGACGCGCGAAGGCUCAACGUGGCGCUGACCCGCGCUCGACAG